CGAAUAACAGAAUUUACAGAACUCUUCUUCUUCCCCUUUCCCUUCCUUCUGCUUCUCUUCUCCUGCUCUAUUCUUUCUUAAUCCUUCCCCUUUCUCUUCUAAACCUGCAAUUCCCUUCUCCGUUCAAGCAAUACUCCACAUCAAUCGCCGGAAUCGAUCCUUCAUCCGACCCGAGUGUUACAACUUGGUAUCAGAGCCAUUUUCCGGCAGCCAUGGGUCCACCGAUGCGGACGAUAGAAGACCGGUUAGCCGUCAUUGCUAAUCCGGCGACUGACCCGAAGCUUCGAGCUUGUCUAGCAACUUCGGAGGUGUCGUUCUUGCAAUUCAUGAUAUCGAGCAGCAGAUUCAACGGGAAACAACGGGAAUCGCCUACUUUCCGGCCUUACGUCGACCAACUUCGCUUCUGCCAGGCGUAUCUGGCGAGUCUUUCCCCAGCCAACACCGACGACUGUAGACUCACCGGCAAUCCAUUGCCCCCGCUGCCGGCAGAGUUAGGCGGGGAUCGGCGUGUUCCAUUUCAGAUUCAAGAAAAUCGCCCAUCAACUGUUCGACGAAUUGACGAGCAGAAGGUUUCUACGAUGAAGACUCCCUUGCCGGAGGUAGUUUCUUCUGCCUUCAUUCCAAUUCGUAAGUCUUCCAACCAUCUCCCUGCCGCAACUGGAAUUCACAGCCUACCGGAAGGUAAUUCUCAAUCUACUCAGCUUUUGGAGUUUCCCUCUUUCGUCAACGAGUUUAACGAGCUUAGGCAGCAAGGGUCGCUGUCAGAGUAUCAAACACAGUUUGCGAAAUUGAAAUCAUUGAUGGCUCGAUUUAGUCCUGAAUUGGACGAGGAGUUUUUCAUUUCAAGAUUUAUCAGUGGUUUAGAGGAAGAGCUACGACCAGUUCUGUCCAUGUUGCAGCCCUAUAUUAGAACAUUAUCUCAACCCUACAAUCGAGCUCAAUGGGAAGAAGAUGCCAUUGCGGCCUGCAAAUUACAGCUUGGUGAUUUCGUAGGUUCGGAUGUAGAACAAGACAAUGUCAAGUCGGCUCAAGAGUUGGUAGGUGUAAAUAUGGAGAAUUUAGGCAGUGUGGCAGCGGCAGAGACUAAUGGUUCAUAUUCAGAAGUGAGUACGGUGAGUGUAGAUGGACAUGUUUUGCCCGCCCUUGUUUCAACCUCGAAAGACUAUACUUGGAAGGGUGACUUAGCUGUUGAUAAUGGGGGUAUUACAGCAAGCAGGGAUGGUGGCUUGGCAACUGCUACAACAACUAAUGAAGGUGUUCUACUGAUUGAGAAGGCCUUGGAAACGGGUCAUUCGCAGUUGAAGCAGAUUAAAGCCAACCUAGUUGCUGCUGCUGAGUACAAGGACACAGCUUCAUACUUUGCAGUCUUGGACACAAUGGGAAUUGUCAUAACAAUUGCAGUGUCCCCUAGUAGCAUAGAAUCAGAAUCGACCCUGAAGAAGUCGAACUUGGACAAGAACGAACCCAAUGUUGAAGGUGAGGUACUGAUUGCAAAAGCUUAUAUAUUGGCUACAGGUGUGGUUCAGAAACCAGAGUUCAAGUUGCUGAAUAUCAAUGACAGUUUCACUAUGCUGUCAACUUCUCAUGUGGCUGCCAAUGCUAGGGCUAUUGCUGGGCAAACCAUUGAUUCCAUUUUUUGUCCUGGUGAUGAUGAAUUUAGCACUCUGGCUGCCAUUGUGAACUGCUGCAACUCCAAUAAGGGGUAUGGUUUCAUGCCUGAAUCAGUGGGUUGCAGGGGAAAUUUAAGGGAGGGCAGCUGGGAUUAUGAGUAUCGGGUUUAUCCCACUUAUUAUGGUGUUUGGGUAAUUUCUCAUGUCAGUGGUAGUGAUCCUGAUUUUUGUGAAGCAUAUAAAGCUGCUUUUCCGAACUCACAACUUACUACUGCAAAUGCUCGGAAUGGAACUAUGGUGGCUCCACCAUUCCCCUUCGUAUUGGCGGAAGAUGGUGAAGAUUUAAGUGCAGCAGACAAUGUAAAACUAGAUCAAAAAGCUGCUUCUUUGCUUGGAAUUGCAAACACCUAUAUUAAGUUGUUUGACCCGGGUGGAGCUGGGUUACCAAGUGAUUUCAUUGCUACUGGAUCACCUCGCAAGCUGUACAUCUCAUGUGAUUUUGAGGUUGACGACAACUACUGUUAUGCCGUGGUAUCUAAGGGCAGGGGUGAUUGUCCCAAUUUUAAAGGACCAUAUAAGGAUAUUCUUGCAAGCCAAGCUGUUCUCAGUGACAGGUUUAGUUGGGUGUCUAUAGAAGCUUUGGAUUUCAAUGGCUGUAGUGGAAGUAAUUUGAGGGUUGGUGAUGCUUUUCUUGGGAUAUUGGCGGUUAAGGGUUCCAGGAUCAGUUCUGAAAAUGAUACACCAGCCAUUGCUUUGGUUCAAGUUCUUGAUCGGCUAGCCAUUGAUUUCAUUACUUGUCUUGCUGAUGUGGAUGUUGAGUUUGUGGCUGUCAGGCGGGAGUGCUGCCACUCCGGUGUGGGGCAUGGUUUCACUUCUGAAUUGGUAGGGUGCAGUGGGGAACUGGGGCAUAAUAGCUGGACUCAUGGAUAUAAGAUUUUUCCUACCUACUAUGGCGUUAGUGUACAUCACUCGGUGGGUGGCUGUAGUUCUUCCUCGAAGCAGCAGCAAUGACUUGGUUUCCUUGGGCCAACCGGCUUUCAGCUAUUUCCACUUUCAGCAAGAGUUCCACGAUGUGACAAGGGCAGAUUACAACAAUGCUUCCUAUUGCAGCAGUGAGAUCCCUUCAUCCGACAGCAUUUGUGGUGUUGUUGGGGAUUGUUGGAAUAUGGAAAUAUGUUGGUUAGUUUCAGCUUGUCCAAACAACUUGUCAUGAUGCAAUUGUUAUAGCUUAAGUUUCUCUUUGUUGGUCUUAAUUGUUCUUCAGACUUGAGGACAAGUCUGUCCUGAAGAGGUCGGGAUUGUAAUGGUCAGGAGUGAACUGUAAAACCUAUUAGUUUAGGGACUGCUUUGUAAUUGAGCAAGUCAUAUAAAUAGGUAAACUUUGUACUGAAAUCAUUAUCGAAUAGCAGAAUUUACAGAACUCUUCUUCUUCCCCUUUCCCUUCCUUCUGCUUCUCUUCUCCUGCUCUAUUCUUUCUUAAUCCUUCCCCUUUCUCUUCUAAACCUGCAAUUCCCUUCUCCGUUCAAGCAAUACUCCACAUCAAUCGCCGGAAUCGAUCCUUCAUCCGACCCGAGUGUUACACUAAACCUCCUCGCUUCAUUUGUUUGUGCUCGCUUUUUCCCUCUCUAUGUGUGGUCGCCAUAUUAGGGUUAUUACAUUUUAGUUCAAUUUUGAUAGCUUGCCGCUGUUGCUACUACUCCAGCUAGCCUUCACGGCCAAUAGCCCCAGCUGCUUGACUGCUCCGGCUUAGAUCUUUGACCAGUUCGACGCAUUACUCUGACCAGAGUUUCUACCGUAUUGACACAUCUGUGAAAGAAAGACUCCACUUUGAUAUUUCAUCAAACAUCAGGUGUGCGCUACAGUAUGCUAUGUUUCAUAUGCCCCGGGGUACGCUUCUGUACACAUUUAAGAAUAACAUGAGAGGAUCAAAAUUGAGCAAUAAAGUGCCAAUAUUUGU
Linum trigynum is the source of this 3567-nucleotide messenger RNA. NCBI's taxonomy places the organism in Eukaryota, Viridiplantae, Streptophyta, Magnoliopsida, Malpighiales, Linaceae. The record is from the annotation of a GenBank genome assembly.